UAUUCACGCGUGCUGAAUGUCUGCCCAGUGCCCACGUCCUGUGUGUGACUGGGGUCUUAGUCAAGAAGGGAGUGGCUAGUCAUAUUUAAGGCAACAGCCGCUGCCAGGCAUUACUCCAGUGCCAGUGAGGCGCCGCGCUCGGUGGACAUGCGGGCUGUACGGUGCGGGGCGCCGCUCAUGACUUAGCGCUGCCGGACCCCUUCUCCCUGGAGCGACCAUGAAGUUUGUGAAGUUGGCGCUCGUCAUUGCGCUACAAGGCUUGAUAGCUGUCACUUGCUCACACGGAGCGGCCAUUGAUCACAAUGAAGUUCUCCACAAGCCGACCAAUGAGCUGGCCGAGCAGGCUGAGCGAGCCGGGGGUAAAGAGAAGCCGCUGGUCGCAGGCGGAAAUCACAUCAUAGCGUCCUCCAGAGCUGCAUAUUCUUCAAACCCUAAAGAUGUGCAAGGGGAAGUUCACAAUAGAAGAAAGAAAGGCAAAGGACGAAAAAGGGAUCCAUGUCAAAGAAAAUACAAGGACUAUUGUAUUCAUGGAACAUGCCGUAUUCUUAAAGUAACAAAGGAGCCCUAUUGUGUGUGCCAAGCAGGAUAUCAUGGAGAAAGAUGCCAUGCACUUACUCUUCCUUUGGGGAAUCCACUAAGUACAUAUGAUCACACAACAGUGUUGGCCGUUGUUGCAGUUGUGCUCUCAUCUUUUUGUUUAAUUGUUAUAUCAUCAUUGUUAAUAUUAAGGUAUCACAGGACGGGAGCUUAUAAUGUGGACAAUGAAAAAAAAAUUAAAUUUGCAAGCCCUACAUGAGGACAUUUCUGGUUACUUAAGGCUGACAAGUUAUAAAUAACUGAUGGACAUGAAUGUUUGGCUCAUGUAAUGAAAAAAUGUUGUACUGGUAAAAUUUCGAACAUGAUUAUCCUUAUAAAAUAGUGUUGUGUUGACCUUAAACCAGUGAGAGGAGGGGUGUUUUAAAAGUAAAGUUUACAUUCUUAUUAAAACAUAGGUAACACUGUUGUUCUGCUUUUUUUUUUUUACUUCUCCUCCACUCUGGGGCAUCAAUAGGAUGAUACAUAAUAGUAGCAGAAAGGUGUAUUGGAUAAAACCGUAAUAUUUGUAUCCACAUGUUUUGUCUGCCUUCAGAGAUUAUCGACUUGGCUUCUUUUGCCAAAAUGCCCAAGGUGCUAUUAUUAUAAGCUAACUGCAUUACAUCCUUCAGUUUUGAAUUUGUGUUUUUCAUUUUAUCAUACACAAUGUCAUGGCUGUCUAACUGGUAACUUUUUUUUUCAAAUACAUCUUCCCAAGCGCAGUGUGUUUAUGGCCUUUAAAUGAAGAACCUUAAUUCAGUUUUCCAUAGAAGCUGUCCUAGGAACAUGUUUAUAUUUAAAAUGGGGUUUUAUUCAUGCGGUAGUAGGGUGGCUAUUGCCCGCUAUCCGUAUAAUAUAAGAUUAGAUUUAAGUAGUUAAUCUGUUUUCCCUUGACAGCAGCACAAUAAUGGGGUAACAUAUCCCCUGUGUAAUUCUCAUUAAAAUUCCAAGGUCCUGGAAGCAAAGAAAAAACACCCUAAGGUAUAUAAGGGUUCCUCCCCCGAGGGAACAGUGAGUAAAUGAUAAAGUAACAAUCAUAGAAACCAUACACAACAAAAUUCAAAUAAGGGCGGUAAUGUUGUGCUGCUUUCAAGACUAAGGGAAAACAGAUUAACUACUUAAAUCUAAUCUUCCCUAGUGUCUUGCCAGCAGCACAAUAAUGGGAUUUAAGUAGCAGUAUCCCUGGGUGGGCUGAUUACAUUAACAGAAUCUAAGACAGAUUUAACAAACUGUGUUUUGUCUGAUAAUAAUAAGUCAAUUUUAUAAUGCUUGAAGAAAGUGUUUGGAGUAGUCCAUGAUGCACUCUGGCAGAUGUGUUCCAGAGGCAGCCCAAGAGGCCGCCGUUGCUCUAGUUCUUGGGUGUUAAACAUGCGGCCCGUGGGCUGAAUGCGGCUCACAAUGAAUAUAUUUGCGGCCCGGACAUCCCUGUGUUCCCGAAAGAUGUUUUAGGGACACAGGGAUGCCCCCGUCAACUCUCAGCGGCCCUGCAUUAAGUUUAAAAACACAGGGGCCGCCGGGAGAUGGCGCACGUGGGGGAACUGUACUGGGCACCUAAUGUGGGGGAACUGUACUGGGCACUUAAUGUGGGGGCCUCUUAUUGACAUUCGCUCACGUCACGCUCCCAGAAUUCAAGGGCCGGCGUUACUACAUCCUUUUUUGGAUGCGCACCACAUAAACUUAAACCUUGUUUUUUUCGGCCCAUGUUAGCCUUUGAGUUUGACAUGCUUGCUCUAGUUGAAUGAGCUUUAGUGAAACUUGGAGGCUCUAGAUCUUGGAUGGAGUAAGAUAUCUUGAUACAGUCGGAGAUCCAUCUAGAAAUACUCGCCUUAGAGGAAGUCCUUCCUUAUUUAUUACCCUGGAAUAGUACAAAUAAAUUAUUUUCUUAACGAAAUGAUUUUGUUCUGUUGACAUAUAUUUGUAGACAUCAAACAUCAUCCAGUGUGGUAUAGUCAAAUUGAGAUAUCUCCUGAGAGGAAGGAAAAUAACGUGGUAAACAUACUACUUGAUUAGUAUUGGUAAUGGAUGGACACUUGGGAAGAAAAGAAGGAAGAAAUCUUAAGAGAACUCUAUCCAAGCGAAAAAGAAAGCUAGCGUUCCUCAGCUGAAAAAGCUUGGAACUCUCCUACUCUUUUGGCAGAUAUUAUAGCCAAAAGAAAAAUAGUCUUAAGGGUAACGUGUUUUAAGGAUACCGCCUCUAGAGGUUCAAAAGGCUGCAGACUUAGUUGUUUUAGUACAAUUAAAAGAUCCCAAGAAGCUAUAGGCUGAACUAUUUUCGGCCUAAGCCUACCUAGAGCUUUAACAAAGUCCUUGACUUCCUGAUGUUGUAAUCAUUUUACCUGGAGGAAGGCUGAAAGAGCAGCUACCUGUACUUGGAUAGUACUAGGAGAUAGGCCCUUAUAGAACCCAUCCUGUAAGAAGUCAAGAAUUUGGGGUCUGGAUGGGUUUGAAGGGUUUAGAUUGUACUUUGUGCACCAGGUACAAAAUACUUUCUUAAUUCUUAGGUUAGGUUUUGUUUGUAGAAACACUCCUGGAGUGUGCCAGCGUAUCUAGGACUCUGUCUGAAAAUCUCACUGUUCAGAGGGGGAUGAACCCUUAUAUACCUUAGGGUGUUUUUUCUUUAAUUCUCAUAAAAAUUCCAAGGUCCUGCAAGCACACAGGGGGAUACAUUAACCCAUUAUUGUGCUGCUGGCAAGACGCUAGGGAAUGUUACAUUGACUACCUAUAGAAAAAGGUUAAAGGAAAUCUGAAAGCAGCCCCCCCCCCACACACACACACACACUAACCUGAAUAUACAGGGCAAUAGUUCAGUUGAUGCCGAUUCAAACACAGUUUACCUGUGCAGCCGCUCUGUUGUAAUCCAUUGAAAAAGAAAAUAUGCAAAUCAGCCUUUCUGCACAAUGGAGGGGUUUAGGGAUGUCCUGAUACCAUUUUUUUUAAGACCGAGUACAAGUACCGAUACUUUAAUUCUAGUACUCGGCGAUACCAAGUACGAGUGCUUAUAUUUUAAAGGGAAUCUGACACCAGGGUGAAGCAGUUUCUGGCGUUGUUUACCGUAUAUGUGGGUUCCUUGUUUUGUACAAUGGAGGCGGCUGCUGUAGUAUGAGCCAAGAUUUCUCUCUUCUCCAUUGGAUAGAACAGGGAAUUUGCUUUGGCGGUGAGCAGCAGUAGAAACCAGGUCACCUGCAUCUACAUAUAUAUUCAAGUUAGUGCAGCUGACUCUGCUGUAAGAUUGCCUCAAAUAGUAGGUAGUAUCCCCUUGUAGGUAGUAUAGAUAGUUGCAGACAUUAGAAGCAGCCCCCCCCUGUAGACCGCAACCCUCCCUUGUAGACAGCACCCCUCUCUUGUCCCCCAUGUAGACAGCGUCUCCCACCCAGCGUCCCCCUUGUAGACAACAGAACCUCCCUUGUAGACAGUGCUCCCUCUUGUCCCCCUUACAGACAGCAGUCCCCCCUUGUAGACAGCAGCCCCCCCCCCCUUGUAUACAGCACUCCCUCUUGUCCCCCUUGUAGACAGCAGCCCCCCCCCC
Molecule: messenger RNA, 4099 nt
Organism: Hyla sarda
Lineage: Eukaryota; Metazoa; Chordata; Amphibia; Anura; Hylidae
Gene: HBEGF
Product: heparin binding EGF like growth factor
Exons: 5
Coding region: 218-796 (192 amino acids)
Biological process (GO): positive regulation of mitotic nuclear division; epidermal growth factor receptor signaling pathway; positive regulation of cell population proliferation
Source: RefSeq, a predicted model, not a curated record